This is a messenger RNA of Galendromus occidentalis (western predatory mite), 2763 nucleotides long. It is a transcript of the gene Bre1, whose product is annotated as E3 ubiquitin-protein ligase Bre1. Gene Ontology annotation, molecular function: metal ion binding; ubiquitin protein ligase activity. Lineage: Eukaryota; Metazoa; Arthropoda; Arachnida; Mesostigmata; Phytoseiidae. The transcript is spliced from 16 exons. Gene Ontology annotation, cellular component: nucleus; HULC complex. The record is from RefSeq and is a predicted model, not a curated record.
AUGGCCAAGAGGACCUCUCCGAUGGAGGGUCCACCAGCAAAAAAGGUUCACUUCGAGCCAUUCCGAAUCGGAGCGGUUUCGAAUCUCGAGGAUUUGGACACAAGAACUCUCCAAUUCCAAAACAGGAAACUCGCUCAGAGGUUGGAACAGCGGCUCCGUCACGAGCAGGAGCUCCGAUCUCGAAUCGAACAGCUCGAGAAACGCCAACAAAGUGACGAGAACGUAAUCACCACUAUUAAUAGAUAUUGGAAUCAAUUCAACGAAGAGUUGAGGUUACUGCUUCAGAGGUUCGACGCGGAGACCACCGACGAAUCGGAGAAGGAGAAUGAAAACGAGGCAAUCACAUCCUUCGUGACAGCCCUCGCGCAAUGGGACAAGGAGGAGUUGGAGGAGCGUCUCGGUCAGAGAGUCCAGGUCUCCAUGAGAGCAGUUUCCAAGCUUCUGCAAGUGUUCGAUCGACUCAUGCAACGGAAUUUGAAGAUCAUGCAGGCUGUGAACGGCGAGACCGAUGCGACGCCCGAUUUAGAUAGCGCAGUCAAGAGUCUCAACAAGGAACUCACCGAAGAGAACCAGCGCCUGCAAGCUCUGGUCACGAAACUUAGCGAAAAAGAUCAUUGCGCACAGCUCCGGUGUACCGCCCUCCAAGAUAAAAUGGACUCUCUCAAGACAAAGAAUGACGAAUUCAACAACAAGAUCGAGGAGCUCGAGUACGAGUUGCAGAAGAGCUGGGCCCGGUGUGAAAAGCUCGACUCGAAUCUGGCAGAAUGUCUGCAACGCUUGAAAAACGCACAACCCUUGGCGUUCAGUUCGGACGCUGCGAAAACGGCGAAGAACGCCGACUGUACAAAAGACGCCUCUGUGCCCGCAGAAGCUUCGUGUGUUUCGAAUGUGCGAGUCGAGGAACUGCAGUCUCUCGUCGAAGAACAGAAGGAGCUGGCCCAGGGCCGACUGCAGGAACUCGAACAGUUGAACGAGGACCACAAAGAUUCCUUGAGGACGAUCGAGAGACUGAAAAUGGACAUUCAGUGCCUUCCCGAGCGUGUGGUUAUCGAGACUGCGGAGUACAAAUGUUUGCAGAGUCAAUACAGUGUUCUUUACAAUGAGAGCAUGCAGCUGCAGACUCAGCUCGAGGAGCACAGGCAGCAGCUCAUCGCUUCUAAGCAGGCUCACCAACGAACCAUCGAACGGAUGGAGAGUGAAGAACUGACCAUGCAGAAGAAGCUCCGCACGGAGGUCAUUCGUCUUGAGGACGCUCUAGCUCAGGUCCGCAAAGAGUACGAGAAACUGCGCAUCGAAUUCGAACAGAAAGUCACCGCUAGCGAACAAAUUGCUCCCAUGAAUCGAGAAAUGCGACAUCUCAUAGAAACUUUACAAAACCACAACAAACAACUCAAGGGCGAGACGCUUCGGUAUAAGCGGAAAGUCAAGGAAUUCACUCAAGAAAAUGCUCAAUUGAAGACAGAACUCAAUUCUCAAGGCCACCAUCAUGUCACAUCAUCAUCGGAGAACUUGGCGUUGGGGGAUCCUUCCGUCGCAACAUCCUCUGCAGAAGGGAAUUUCAGAGACGGACCUGGCUCGUCGGAUUGUUCAAGACGAGAGGACGGCGAGGAAAUCAUGCUAGAUAUGGAACUCCCGUGCUCCAUGAUGAGUGACUGACACACGAAUUCCCAGGAACUGGAACGCGAUCGGGGGAAAAGCGACGAAGAAAUCAUUCGCGAGCUCCGGAGUCAGCUCAAGCAAUCGGAAGAUGGACGGAAGGAAUUGAAAGUACUGCUAGACACGUACAAACAGAUCCCUAAGGAGACCAGAGAUAAGGCAACCCUGUUGGCUGCUGAGAAGAGGGCCCUCGCAGAAGUUGAAAAGAUGAAGGAGCAACUUCGGAAGCUGGUGGAGGCCGAACGGAAGGAGCGCCGAAAACUCGCAGACGAGGAAGCACUCAGAAAAAUACGAGUGCUCGAGGAACAGGUCAACAAACUCAAACAAAAUCUCGCAGCUCAGAAGCAGGAGGAGGACGCUGUUCUGAAGGACCUGGACGUGACAGGGCAAGCCUUCGAGGACAUGCAUGAACAGAAUCAGCGCUUCAUCCAACAGCUGAAAGAAAAGGACGAUGCCAAUUUCAAGCUGAUGAGCGAGCGAAUCAAGGCGAAUCAAAUGAUUAAACUCCAGAAAGAAGAGAAAAUCAUGCUCGGGGAGCAAGUCAGCACUCUCCAUAGCCAGGUCGAGGCUCAAAAUCAGGUGGUGAGGAGGCUGGAAGAGAAAGAACGUCUGCUGCAAACUCAGCUCGCCACUGCCGAGAAAGAACUCGCGCUCCGGCAGCAAUGCAUGGAGCUCCACAAGCGGAAAGCCCUAGAGGCCACGCAGUCCGCAGCCGAUCUGAAGCUCCAUUUGGAAAAGUAUCUCGGUCAAUUGAAGGAAGCCCAAGCCGCUGUUAGUGAAAAAGCAGGAGCCUACCGAGAGGAGACGUUCAAGAGCAGGCGUCUCCAUGAGGAGAUCAUGUCACUCAAACGGAAGCUCGAACGUGCGAAGAAGUUCGAGCUUGCGUCGAACACGGAUGAAGUGCUCCUGGAAGAAAUCCGGGAGUACAAAGAAACCCUUACGUGCCCAUCGUGCAAGGUCAAGAAGAAGGACGCGGUCUUGUCGAAAUGCUACCACGUAUUCUGCUACGACUGUUUAAAAACCCGCUACGAGACCAGGCAACGGAAGUGUCCGAAGUGCAACGCACCGUUCGGAGCCAAUGAUUACCAUAGGCUGUACCUAACCUGA